AUGUCAGCACAAAUAACCCUUGAUGCUGAACUUGGCACAAAAUAUGAAGAUUCUGGUGAUUCCUUUGAUUACCCCAUGUUGUUAGAGGGGACCACUUCAAAUCUACAGCAGGAGCGUUCAGAGGAGGAUACAGCCUACUUGCAGCCAUUUGGUUGCUUGUUGGUGCUUGAUGUAAUGAGCCUCAAUGUCAUUGCAUUCAGUGAAAAUGCACCUGAGAUGCUUAAAACAAUCAGCCAUGUAGAGCCAAGUAUCUAUGAAUCCCCAAUGUUGUCCAUUGGGACGAAUGCAUUGUCACUUUUCGUGGAAUAUAGUGCCACAUCACUACACAAGGUACUAAGGUCUGCUGAUGUUUCUUCUUUGAAUCCAGUCCUAGUUGAAUGCAGAUCAUCGAGCAAGCUAUUUAAUGCCAUUGCCCAUAAGAGUCAUGGCUUAGUGGGAUAUGAUAGAGUCAUGGCUUACAAGUUCCAUGAAGAUUAUCAUGGUGAGAUCAUUGCUGAGGUUAGAGAACCUGGUCUUGAACCAUUUAUUGGCCUACACUAUCCAGCCACUGAUAUCCCUCAAGCCGCCAGGAUUCUUUUCAUGAAGCACCAAGUUCAAAUGAUAUGUGACUGCUCUAUGAGGCCAGUGAAGAUUAUCAAAGACGAGGAACUCCCUUUUAAUGUUAGCUUGUGUGGUUCAACUCUUGGGGCGCCACAAAGUUGUCACCUUCAGUAUAUGAAGAACAUGAAAUCGGUUGCCUCUCUAGUAAUGGCUGUUGUGAUAAAUGAAAAUGGAGAAUAUUCUGAUGCCAAGCAUGAACAACCAACAGAAUGGCGGCGCCCGAGGAAGAAGCUAUGGGGCCCCAUUGUUUGCCAGCAUAUGAGCCCUAGACAUGUCCCCUUUUCGCUACGGCAUGCAUGUGAAUUCAUAGCACAAGUAUUUGCUGUCCACAUAAAUAAGGAGCUAGAAUUGGAGAAGCAGAUGUGA
This is a messenger RNA of Miscanthus lutarioriparius, 966 nucleotides long. Lineage: Eukaryota; Viridiplantae; Streptophyta; Magnoliopsida; Poales; Poaceae. The record is from the annotation of a GenBank genome assembly.